CCAACCGCUAAGAAGGUUACUCAGCUCGAUAUGGAGAGCCCGCGGGAAUUGUCGCGGAGAGAACGAGAAGAGAUUGAAAAGCAGAAAGCCAAGGAAAGGUACAUGAAGAUGCACCUGGCGGGGAAAACGGAACAGGCAAAGGCCGACCUCGCCCGGCUAGCCAUUAUCCGGAAACAGAGGGAAGAGGCAGCCAAGAAGAAGGAAGAGGAGAGAAGAGCUAAAGACGAUGCAGCCCUGACAGGCAAGCGGAUGCAGUCGCUGUCCCUCAACAAGUAAAAGGCCGGCCACCCAAAGAGGAGG
Protobothrops mucrosquamatus (brown spotted pit viper) is the source of this 300-nucleotide messenger RNA. RefSeq names its product 28 kDa heat- and acid-stable phosphoprotein. The annotation marks the transcript as partial. Gene Ontology annotation, cellular component: cytosol. The record is from RefSeq and is a predicted model, not a curated record. NCBI's taxonomy places the organism in Eukaryota, Metazoa, Chordata, Lepidosauria, Squamata, Viperidae. Gene Ontology annotation, molecular function: RNA binding. The transcript is spliced from 3 exons.